AUGUCCGCAAGGUGGCUUUCGGUCGUCCUCUUGCUUGUCUUGCUCUCCACAGGACCGUCCAUGGGCCUCUCGGAUCCUCAAGCUCGUUUUCAGCUUCACCAGGGCGACGAAUGGACGGUGGAACUGUCUACGGAAUGGGACGUCCUGGGACCGUUCCCGAUCCACGCCCGAGAACAACACUUCCUCUCUCCCUCCUUCCCGCUGAAUCUCUCCCAGCCCAUCGACUUCCACAAGUCCUGGCCAUCGUCCUACGCCGACGGCGGCCUCGUAUCCUGGUCGACAGUCAACGCGACGGACUCGGCUUCCCCCGACCCCGGCAACCUCAAGGUCUCCUUCCCACACAUACGGUGGAGCGCCCUCCGCGCGACAGAGGGCUGGGCGGCGCUGCAGCACCACGCCGUGCUGCACACCACCCUCACCGUGCACGCCCCACAGCCUCUGUCAGAGUCCGAGUCGCAGCCCGAGCCCCAGGCCGUCCUGCCGAACCUCAUCGUCACCCUGACCCAGGGCGCGUUCUUCACCAUCCUCCCCGCGCACGAUGCCGGGUCCUCGUUAGACUCCGCCAUCGUGCCGGAGUGGUACUCCGGGAACAUCUACGCGAUGGAGCGCGCCCCGCCCAAAGCCGUCCGCUUCCCCGCGCCUCCAUCCGCGCGCGGAUCGACGACGUACGACGUGUUCGUCAGCGGGGACUACGAGAUCCGGCUUUUCGGCGACCCCACUGCGCGCGGCGAGGACACCCCGACGCUCGACAUCACCAUGACCGCGGCGCUCGAGCCGCCGGGGCCUGUGCCCGUCGUGCGCCAAGCCACGCACGACGUCGCGUGCGACUUUGUCGACGGGUUCGCGUUCGGCGACGCGCUCGGUGUCGGCCUGCGGAGCGUCGCGGGCUGGUGGACGGUCGACGCCGCCGCCGUCCCGCACGGCGUGCGCGCGCAGGGACUCGACGUCGCGCUCGUGCGGCCGCAGAUGACUAUUGCCCCGGGCCAGACGCGCAUCGUGCCCCUGCGCAUCGCGCAGGACCCGCGCGCGCCGUUCGCGGGCGAUUCGCUCACCGUCGAGCUCACGCUGGCGUCCGGGACGUCGAGGACGACGGUGUCCGCGACGCUGCCCAUCCGGCACCGCGCGCACGCGCUCGACGGACCCCGCGCGGGCACGGGCACGGCAUCGGAGGCCCUCGUGCAGGCGUCAUAUUUCUUCGCGGGCGCCGUGCCGACCGCGUUCAACGUGCUCUUGCCCCUGGAGCCGACGCCGAGAGGCGAGCGGCCGCGCCCGCCGGUCCUCGCGCUCCAUGGCGCGGGCGUCGAUGUUCUCGCUGAUUCUUUCUGGGCGGACGCGAUCCCGCGGCAGAACCUGAGCUGGGUGGUGAUGCCCGCCGGCCGCACGUCCUGGGGACUCGACUGGCACGGGCCCAGCGCGCAGGACGCGUGGCAGGCGGUGGACGCGCUUGGGGCGAUUCUCGCGCGCGCCGAGCGCUGGGGCGCGUGGCGACUCGCGCCGGACCCGCAGGUGCUCGUCCUCGGCCAUUCGAAUGGGGGCCAGGGCGCAUGGUACCUCGCCGCGCGCUUUCCGGACAGGGUCGUCGGAGCGGUCCCUGCUGCCGCGUACAUCAAGGCGCAGGCGUAUGUGCCGCUGACGCAGUCGAGGUCGGCGCACUUCAUCGACCCCUCGCUCCGUGCGCUCCUCGAGACGUCUUUCACGCCCGACGACAACGACCUCUUCAUGUCGAACCUCGUCGACACUCCCAUACUCGCAAUACACGGAGGCAGCGACGAGAACGUACCGACUUGGCACACCAGGGAGCUGGUCAGCACGCUCAAGACGUGGAACCCAGCCGCCAACAUAACCUACCACGAAGCUCCAGGCGAACCGCACUGGUACCCAUCCGUCUUCAAGAACGAGCAAGUCGCGGGGUUCCUGCGCUCGAUCCUGCAGCCCGAAGCGCAGCCGGAGCGGCGAUCCAGGUCGUUCACGCUCACUGUCGCCCUUCCGGCCGAGAGCGGACCCCUGCACGGCUGGAGGAUCCUGACCUUGGCCACACCGGGCAGACUCGCGCGGCUAACUGUCCAGGAGCAAGACGGUGCCGUGUCCGUCAGGACCUCCAACGUCGCCAGCUUCUCGUUCGACGUCGUGCGCGCGCGCGUGGCAUCCCUGAAGGUCGACGGGGCCGAGCUCCGCCUCCCUGAUUCCAGCCUAGAUGCCAAGGCGAUCCACGUAAAAAAGACCGCCGACGGAUGGGAGCCGCGCGCGCCUAGAGGCGCAGCGGCGCUACUCGCACCGCAGCCGUCCGGCCGCCUCGCCACGAUCCUGCAGUCUGCUGGCCCGCUCACCAUCGUCGUCCCCGCCCUCCACGCCUCCUCGCGCGCACUGUCCGUCGCGCACCGCCUCGCACACGACCUAGACGUGUACCAUAAGCUCGACGCCGAGAUCGUCGCGGACGGCGCGGCGCUGCAGCGCCUCGGCGCAGGCGAGCUGGGGCCGGGCAACGUCGUCGUCGUCGGCAUGGGCGGCAGUGGCGACGCGGCGGCAGAGGGGCGCUUUGCGCGGCAGGUCCUCGGGCUCGGGAAGACGGCCUUUGGGAUGGACGACGGGGCUAUGCUCACGUUGAGAGGACAGCGUCUGGACGAGCCCUCGCAAGGUGAAUCCGCUGGCACGCAGGGUCGCGUGAGCGGCGAGCGGCGCGAACUGACGCUCUUUUCCCUAGGCGCGAUCUUCUUACAUCCGCACCCGACGAAUUCCUCGGCCAGUAUGCUAUUCAUGAUCGGGAGCGACCUCUCGGGCCUCGAGAGGAUCGCGAGGCUGUUUCCUAUCCGCACUGGCAUCUCAUUGCCAGAUUGGCUGGUGAUCGAAGGCGAGGCGGACACGUCGGGGGCUGCAGGCGUACAGGCGGCAGGGCUAUGGGACGCAGAAUGGAGCUGGAAAGAGGUCGUCUCUUGGCACCAUUAA
Messenger RNA from Heterobasidion irregulare TC 32-1, 2943 nucleotides. RefSeq lists its product as uncharacterized. The record is from RefSeq and is a predicted model, not a curated record. The coding region runs from base 1 to 2943 and encodes 980 amino acids. The transcript has 15 exons. Gene Ontology annotation, biological process: proteolysis. Gene Ontology annotation, molecular function: serine-type peptidase activity. Lineage: Eukaryota; Fungi; Basidiomycota; Agaricomycetes; Russulales; Bondarzewiaceae.